AUGCGUUUUCAAUCAGAUCUUUCUGCGGCAUUGCUCCUGGCAGCUGUGUCGGCUGUCCAGGUGAACGCUGGGAGUGUGAAGAGCAAUGAACCGUGUGCGGAAAUGAGCGAGAUGUACGUCAAGGCGACCAAGGCCAACACUACGGCUAGUAUUCCUGCUAGGUUGGGUUAUGAAUGUCUGAAAUCUAUGCCGUUCGUGUCGGACCUUGCGGUCGAGUUUAUCGAGGAGUACCGCAAAUACCUCUUGUUCCAAUCCACAAUCGAGAUUCUGCAAGACCCUCCGGUCGGUUAUCUCAUGCCAAGUACCGACCUCUUGGGUGGGUUGGAUACGAUCCAGGAGAACGCCGCCGCCAAUAAGUAUGAGAGCCAGUUCGAUUUCGAUAUGGACCUUAGCAGUCUGAUAGCGUCGGCUCACGAUGGCCAUCUGUCAAUUGACCUCUGUUCACUUCAACUUCUCUACUUUACGAUUGAUCUCCCGCUGGCUUCCGUCUCAUCCGACGGGCUGGAACUUCCCCAGGUAUAUCUUUGGCAGGAUAUGGUGCUGGCCAACGAUGGAGAUCAGUCGGUGUCUCCUGUGGCAUCUAUCAACGGGGUGGACGUGGUGGAGUUUUUGGCAGAAAUCACCUCGGCAGAAAACUUUCAAGACCCGGAUGCUCAGUAUAAUAUGGCGUUUCCUGGGAACGGUCGAAGAGUCACCUUGGGGGCAGUCACCGAUGCCUGGCAACUCCCCAGCGUUUGGCCAGGCGAGUCCACAUACACAAUCAAGUUUGAGAACGGUAGCACUGUAGAUGUCGAUCGCACCAUCACAACCGAGAAAGAUUUGUCCGAUGCCAUGUGGCAGAAUGGUACUGCGCUCUUCAAGGCUGUAUGUCUGCCUGAAACAACGACCUCGACUUCAUCUUCCAGUUCGUCCGACUCCGCCUCCACCACAUCCGACAGCUCAUCCACGGCGCAAGUCUCAGGGUAUCCCACCGAUGUUGUCAUUAGCGAGUCUAAUAACUAUAUCUCCGGUUAUUAUCUGGAUGGAAAGGGGUUCGAGGAUAUCGCCGUGCUGGUGGUCCCUACGUUCAGUGUCAGUGGUGAUGAGCCUGCGGCUUUUGCCCGCGUUGCGAGGGAGUUUAUUGGCAAUGCCACCGCAGAUGGUAAGACCAAGAUGCUCAUCGACCUUUCCGGCAACCCCGGCGGUGAUAUUGACGCCGGCUUCAACCUCUUUCGGCUCUUCUUCCCCAAUGAGGCGCUAUACACCGCCACCCGGUUUCGUUCGCACGAAUCUCUCUAUCUCAUGGGCAAAGUUCUCUCCACAGUUGAUGUGAGCACCAUAAGCGCGGACUAUUUCGAGGUUACCGUUGAAGGCCCUCUAGACUCCCGGACCCAAGUCACCCCGGACCAAGAGGGUUCCUUCUCCUCCUGGGCGGAGAUUUACGGACCCCAUGUCAUCCUCAACACCAACACGUCUACGCUCUAUGCCAACUCCAACUUCACUUUAAUAUCCUCUGCAGAUGAACCGAUCAGCGGAUAUGGAGAUAUCCCCCUUGACCCCACUACCUCUCCAUUCACAGCGGAAAAUAUUGUUCUUAUUUCCGAUGGCUUCUGCUCUUCGACCUGCACGUCCUUCAGUGAGCUCAUGAAAUACCAAGGCGUUCGAUCGAUCGCUUUCGGAGGCCGUCCCUUGAACGAGCCCAUGCAAGCCAUGGGCGGGGUUAAAGGUGCUGAGUCGUUGGACCUUUCGGCCAUCGAGAUGUACUCCGCUUUGGUCGCUUCAAUUGCAAUGAAUGCCUCGGAGACGUCGUCUCCACUUCUGACAGAAAGUGAACUGGAUCUUCUCAACGCCACAGGACCCAUCCCGCUGGAGGAUUUCCCGUUAACGUUCAGUGGAGGCGAACUGAACUUCCGCAACAGCUACCACAAGGACAACGACCAGGUGCCGCUGCAAUUUGUUUACGAGGCUGCCGAGUGCCGCUUGUUCUACACGGCGGAGAACUAUCUAGAGCAAGAGACCGUCUGGACCGCUGCUGCCACUGCCAUGUGGAACGGUGGGUCCUGCGUCCCCGGCUCGACCAACGGCACCGGCAGUCUCUAUGAGACCACUGCCUCCAAUCGCAUGAAACAGCUUGCGAUCCUGGUUGCUCUGGGUAAGGAACUUCAGUGAUUCUUAAUAGUUUAUAUAUGGCAUGGUUAUCUUGUAAUGUGUUGUUAUUGGCCUCAAGUGAUCAAUAAAAGGCGGCGAUUUUCUGACUUAAAAUGGAGGUAUUAUAGUAACUAUAGGAUAGAACAUUGUUGAUUGCAGC
Molecule: messenger RNA, 2287 nt
Organism: Penicilliopsis zonata CBS 506.65
Lineage: Eukaryota; Fungi; Ascomycota; Eurotiomycetes; Eurotiales; Aspergillaceae
Exons: 5
Coding region: 1-2148 (715 amino acids)
Biological process (GO): proteolysis
Molecular function (GO): serine-type peptidase activity
Source: RefSeq, a predicted model, not a curated record